This is a messenger RNA of Neohortaea acidophila, 885 nucleotides long. RefSeq lists its product as uncharacterized. Bases 256 to 729 code for a protein of 157 amino acids. The record is from RefSeq and is a predicted model, not a curated record. The transcript has 2 exons. NCBI's taxonomy places the organism in Eukaryota, Fungi, Ascomycota, Dothideomycetes, Mycosphaerellales, Teratosphaeriaceae.
ACAGGGACUCGUGGCUCGGGGUGGAUUCGAAGUGAAUAUCGAGUGGGCCAACGGCUCUUUCCAACAAGCCAAUGUCUACUCCCGCCUCGGGCGCGACAUGAACAUCACCGUGUUCAAUCUCCCUACCGGCAAGAACACUUUCACGAUCAAGGAGCUUGGUCUCACCAGCCACAAUGGGUACAUUGCCACCACGUCUACCCAAGGCAAGGCAAGAACUACUCGAUAGUGCUGGCCUAGAUACGUUCAACAGAUUGCAUGCUACGUAGUCUGCUAGAAGUUGAUCGAGAUCUUUCUGCCGACAGGCCAGCUAAAUCCCGUGUUGACGAAGCCUCUCAGCUCGAACCACAUCGCGUCUUCUUCGUCAUCGUCAGCAUCGCUUCAUUCUCCAGCCAUGUACUCGUCGAGGCCGAGGACAGAUCCAGGGGCAUCGCUUCUCCAUCCAUCCGACUCUUCGGCAGCCUCGCUCCUCCAUCGGUCAAUAUCGCUACCAUACCCACUCCUCUCUCCACUAAAGUUGAUCAUCUCUUUGCCACCGUCCCUCCUCUCUUCGUCAACGUCUCCACUAAACCCACUUCUCCUUGCCUCGUAGGCACCACCGUCACCAUCUUCGCUCCUCUUACCAUCAUCUCCGCUCCUCUUGAUACCAUCUCCAUCCUUUCACCACCAUCUGCGCUCCUCUUACUGUUAUCUUCGCUCCGCUUACCACCAUCUUCACUCCUGUCCGUGUGAGUCGUCCCAAUGGUGUCGUGCGCCGUCACAAGGGGAGCAACGUCAUCGGACGCCCCGGCAUCACCGAUACAAGGCUUGGGAGCCGGCCACACUGGGGCACAUGUGGCUACGCAUGCGAGAUUUGUACACGGAGGCUGGCACACUGCCCGUCCUGCU